GUGUGUGUGAGAGAGAGAGAGAGAGAGAGAGAGAGAGAGAGAGUGUGUGUGUGUCAGAGAGAAACAGAGAAGGAGACGUUUCCCAGCCGUGAGGCAUGUGAGUAAAUCGUGAACUCCUGUACAUAGAGUCGCACGCGCGCUUCGAAACGGCCGAUGAGGAACCGUUAGCGUUUUGGCGCGCGCUGAGGAUGCAUCCAAACAACUUCGAAUUGAAGGCAAACGGAGCGGCGGACUCAAAAGUUUACUAAGUCAGUCGGAGAGGAAGCGCGGCCACGGGACCUCAAGACGGUGAAGAAUAAUGUUCUGAAGCGGGGGAAAGAAAAGGCGAUGAAGCCGGUGACGCGGAGCGGGCGGCGGCGGCGGCCCUUCACGCGCCUCUGCUGCGGCGGCGUCGGGCUGCUCGCGCUCGCGUGCCUCGCGCGCCUCCAACACCUGACAGUGACAGAAGCUUCAAGCUCAGACCCGGCUGAAGACGUCGGCCUUGACUGGACUGGACGCAAACUGAUGCAAGACAGAAUCGAGAACCACACUCUAGAACCUCCCCGAGCAGCCAUCCAUGAGUUCCCUGAAGAUAUCUUUACUAAGGAACAGAGGAAGAGGGGGGCCGUGCUGCUACACGUGCUAUGUGCCAUUUAUAUGUUCUACGCUCUUGCUAUCGUCUGUAAUGACUACUUCGUCCCCUCCCUGGAGAAGAUCUCAGAGAACCUGCACCUCAGUGAGGAUGUGGCUGGGGCUACAUUUAUGGCUGCUGGAAGCUCUGCCCCUGAGCUCUUCACCUCCUUGAUUGGUGUAUUCAUCACUAAGGGGGAUGUAGGAGUGGGAACGAUUGUCGGCUCAGCUGUCUUCAACAUCCUCGUCAUCAUCGGAGUGUGUGGCAUCUUCGCUGGUCAGACGGUGGCGCUUACCUGGUGGUCUCUGUUCCGAGACUCACUCUACUACAUCUUCUCAGUUCUGGCUUUGAUCUUGGUCAUCUAUGAUGAGAGAGUUGUGUGGUGGGAGUCCAUACUCCUGAUCUCCAUGUACGGAGUUUACAUUCUCAUCAUGAAAUUUAACAGUCAGAUUGCGAGCUUCGUGGAGCAUCGGUGCGGUGGUCCAGGGCGGUGCUGCCGGCGAGGAGAAACCCCUAGAAACGAUGACACUGUGGACGAUGGAGCCAACUGCAAUACCUCCAUGGUGCUUCUGAGAAAAGGUCAGUCUGGCGCUGCACAGCAGGAAUCUCCAGUAGUGAUGGUGGAUGAGCUGCUGAUCCUCAGGCCUCACCAGCUCUCUUUUCCAGAGGCGGGGCUACGCAUCAUGAUCACGCCCCAUUUCUCACCUCGCACCCGUCUCAGCAUGGCCGGCCGCGUACUCAUCAGCGAAAGACAGAGGCUGAUAAGGGAAUCAGGGCAGAGGGGAAGCCCAGUGAAGACAUUUGGCUCGGGAGGGUUUGAGAACGGAGGGAGUGUGGAGAGACCCCUUCAGGAUGGAGAGAGGAUAGACAUAGAUGGGGCUGUGAAAACAGAUAUUCUUCAGCCUGAGGAAGAGGAGGACAGGGACGAAAUCUUCAGACCUCUCCAUGUGCCAGAUGGUUGUGCAGCCCGUGUUAAGUGGGUAGUAUCAUGGCCACUGGGUGUGCUGCUGUAUUACACCGUACCCAACUGCAUUCUACCCCGCUGGCAUCGCUGGUUCAUGGUCACCUUCAUCUCCUCCACGCUCUGGAUCGCCAUUUUCUCCUACCUGAUGGUGUGGAUGGUCACUAUUGUCAGCUACACCCUGGACAUCCCGGAUUAUAUCAUGGGCAUCACGUUCUUGGCAGCGGGCACCAGUGUGCCGGAUUGCAUGGCUAGCCUGAUCGUAGCUCGCCAAGGUAUGGGAGACAUGGCGGUAUCUAACUCAAUAGGCAGUAAUAUAUUUGACAUCUUGCUGGGUUUGGGCUUCCCAUGGAUGCUCAGAACGCUGGUGGUCGAAUAUGGAUCAUCGGUGUUCAUCAACAAUAAAGGUCUGGUGUACUCGGUUAUCCUGCUAUUAGCUUCUGUCUUCCUCACUGUGCUGAGUGUUCACCUGAACGGCUGGAAGCUGGACCGGCGUUUGGGUUUGGGCCUCUUGCUGCUUUACUCAAUCUUCCUCCUCUGCUCCAUCCUCUUUGGGCAGCUUUAAAAAAAAAAAAAAAAAAAAAAAACUCCUGUACAUCCCAACUUCCAUCCAAGUCCACCAGUCAAACCAGUUUAGUUCUCGUUUUGAGUUUUGAUUCAUUCACACUGGACAUGGUGUUAACCUGAGCUGAAUCUCAGGCCAAGCAGAGACAGCGGAGGAAACUCAAGAGGGACGGACGGACUAAUAGCUCAGAACGAAAGAUCCCGAAGCCGCAUCUGUCCGGACGACAAAUGCAGUUACACUGUACAUGUACAGCUUCGUUUUUUUUCAGUUCACACACUGAAUCAUUUCAAAGAGAGUUCCACUUCGUCCAUAAAAGCACCGCUGCCUACUCCUGAGCAGAUAACACAGCAGUGAAGGUGAUCGUAUAUCAUUCUGAGUUCAAAGUUGUAGCAUUGCUCGUAAAAACCAUCCAUCUUGUUGGUUGUGGCUGCGCGUUUAGGAACAUGUCCGUAUGAAACAAAUCAGCCUGGAA
Ictalurus punctatus (channel catfish) is the source of this 2608-nucleotide messenger RNA. RefSeq names its product sodium/potassium/calcium exchanger 3. Lineage: Eukaryota; Metazoa; Chordata; Actinopteri; Siluriformes; Ictaluridae. Gene Ontology annotation, cellular component: membrane. Gene Ontology annotation, molecular function: calcium, potassium:sodium antiporter activity; calcium channel activity. The record is from RefSeq and is a predicted model, not a curated record. The transcript has 17 exons. Gene Ontology annotation, biological process: calcium ion transmembrane transport; intracellular calcium ion homeostasis. The coding region runs from base 328 to 2136 and encodes 602 amino acids.